UUCGCAUUUUUUUUUAACCUUCUGGAAUAAGCAUUUUCGCGUAAUGAAAUAGGGUUGCGUUGCAGGAUUCUAGCUGAUCUCAUUCGAAUUUCAUUAGUGUAAUCCUGCCUUGUGUAAACUAUGGUUUUAAAAUCAACUCGGAUGUGCGGUGUUGUGUUUAGAGAAGAUUUCUAGAAUGUGAUCCCAGCCACUUUAGGCUGCCUGUGGUAUGCAAAGGUUUUGUGGAGUGAGGUCCUUCCUCAUGCCUUUUGUGUUGCGUUGCUGGUGCGUAGGUGUAAGUGGAAGGCUCCUUACUUUUUAGAUUGGAAGAAGGGUGAAGAUUCAUUGGUUUAAAAUGUGCGAGUAAAAGUCCAGCGUUGAGAGGAUGAACUAUCCAAAGAUAGCAGCUACUGCAGCUUUCAAGAUCUGGCUUGAUAACGUAGUAAGUUCAGCAGGCUAAAGAUGAAAGUCGGACUAGCUACAAAGUUUUGAAAGGUGCCUUAUCCAAACAUUUGAGAAGUGGUUCAGAAAACUCUAUGUCAAAAACAUCCAUGGGAGUGAGUCGAAUGGAACAAUGAACCAAGUCUCUAAAUUGGAGAGUGCUGAAUGGAAGAACCUGUUUCCAUCCUAGUUGCAAAGCAAAGAAGAUAAGUCAGAUAGUGAAAACGAUGAACUUGUGCAGGUAUGAUAUCUGAUCAACAGAUUACUUUCAGACUAGUUUUCUGUGUCCUGGCUUUUGCUAACACUACAAUUUUAUCAUCGUCCGUUUGGUCAAUACGCAUGCCGCUGUUUCGAAACCUUGGAAACAAUCCUAGAGUCUACAGGGAUUUUUUCUGGUGAAUUAUGUGUGUCCAACUGGGUCAGUUUCUCAACCUACAUCAAACUGAUCCAUGCGUGUCAGAAGAAAUAUGAGUAAAUAUUGCUCUCCUCUAUUUUUCUUGUAUGAAGGUACUAUCAGUAAAUCGAAAUGGCCAGUCAAUAGGGAUAAUGAAUUGUAAGCAGCUGCAAAAGCAUCAGCUGCAGCCACUACAUCAACGAAGGCUCUUGAAUCUAUUCUUGAAUUCUAGUUUGAAUUUAAGUUCCACUCCACCCUACUCUUCGACUAGAUUGCCAUCAGAAGAGAGAAUUUGAAUGAUCAGAUCUCCUAGGAUCCGAUCUUGGCAGUUAUGAGGGUCGAGGCUUGAUUGGAGGUAUGAGCGACUUGACUGCAUUAUAUGGGUCAAGCUGGAGCAUGGUUUUCGUGGGUAUGUGUAUUAGUGCAAUUGCAUUACAAUCCCGUAUGAGUGAGUUUCUCUCAGGUUCUGUUUCCUUAAAGCAUUAUUUCAAUGCCUAUGAAUAAACAGAAUGGUGGAAACUGGAAUGCUGUCAGUAAUGGACACUCAUCAACAGCAAUCCACUCUUUCCUGUAAAGAACAGCAGCUCAAGUUGCAGCCAGAAGAAAUGCCUUGGGAUAUCUAUAAAAUGUUUCUAAUUUUGAUGGUUGUUUGCAAAUCUAGAUGUGGAGAAUGCAUAACACUAUCCCUUGGCUAUUUGGAAGGUAAAGAUGCAGAAAACCGACAUCCUAAGAUACAAGAGGGAGUACUUGAUGUUUGGGCAACAAUUCUUGGAAAUAUUGUGUUCGGCCAGGGAGCAAUGGUUGCAGCAGGAUCUCUUGUGUUGAAGGAUGUCCCAGCUCACAGAUGCUGCUCAAUUUUUGGUUAGGAGCUUGAAGAGGCAGUGCGUCGGAAGUUGGGAGAACCUGUGUGGAGGUGCUUACAUUUGAGCUGUCGAGAGAUUUCGACUGUGAUCAUCAAAUGCGCUUCUGAGCCUUGGUUUCUGAUAGAUCAAGCCACGUUCUCUCUAUGGGGGAAUUUAGGUCUAGAAUCCGAAAACUUGUACUCGAUCACGCUUUUGAGUGAAUCCUUGACAUGAUCGAGAUUAGAUUUUGCCUGCUGCUAUCAGUUUUUACUUUUGGAUUGGGGUAAUAGUUCACUACAAUCAAACCUCAAUAAAGUUUACCUUAAUAUAAGUUAUUUUACUUUGUAAGGUAACUUUUUUGAAGCUUAAGUGUAACUUGAUAGAGUGUAUUGCUCUUAUUUCCAAUAAAACAAUAUUGUAAGUUAUA
This is a messenger RNA of Physcomitrium patens, 2083 nucleotides long. Lineage: Eukaryota; Viridiplantae; Streptophyta; Bryopsida; Funariales; Funariaceae. The record is from RefSeq and is a predicted model, not a curated record.